AUGUCUACCGACGAGUUAGUCACGCUGUUCGCCCAGCCGGCCCUUGCGGCUCCAGAAGGCGUCACCCCUGAUUUCGACAAUCCUCCGAACCACAACAGCUUGGCUUGGGGCAUCAUCACGGUUUGCACCGUCGUUGCGACCCUGUGUAUGUGCCUGCGCAUUUACGUGCGGGUCUGGCUGGAUCGCUCCAUUCGUCUCGAGGAUGUUUUGAUGAUCGGUGCCUUUGGUUCCUACUGGGGUACUGCCUAUGCCGGUUACGAGAUGAUCCAUACACCGGGUUAUUUCGUCCACCAAUGGAAUCUCCACAUGGGCGAUCUUGUCAGACCCCUCUAUCUGAUUUUGAUCUACGGCUGCUGCUACUCCGCCGUCCUUCCCCUGAUCAAGACUGCCAUUCUCCUCGAUUGGUGUCGGAUCUUCGUGCCGGUCGAUGGCGCCAAGACCCCUUUCUGGUGGGCAUGCAUGGCAGUUUCCGCACUGCAGUGCCUAUGGGGCUUGCUGUGCGUGAUCUUGCUGAAUGCACAGUGUCGCCCGCAUCGAGCGAUCUGGGAGUUCUACCUCCCCAGCAAAUGCUAUUCCUUGCCGGACGUGAUGCUUUGCUCCGCUGCUGUGCAGGUCUUCUCUGACAUCACCAUGUUCUUGCUUCCGCAACGAAUGAUCUGGGGUCUGCAGAUGAGCUGGCAGAAGAAGAUGGGCAUCUCUGUGAUUUUCGGUGCCGGUAUUCUCGCAUCUAUUGCGGCCUGCUUCCGCCUGGCCCAUACUGUCUCCUUCGCCAAAACUGCCGACCAGAUGUACAUGAUCGCGCCGCUGCUCUUCUGGGCCUUUGCCGAGAUGGCCUGCGGGUUCUUCAUCUUCAGUAUGCCCUGCCUCUCGAAGCUGCUCAUGGACAGUGGCCUCCGCCGCAAGCUCAAGAUCAGCGACUACUGGCGUAGCCGCACCCGGUCGACGAUCCAGAACCCGCAGUUCCGUCCCGCGGCCGCGGGCCAGCAGGUCGCGAAGGCGUGGCGCACGUCCGAGAGCUCCUAUUCUCGCCUCGAGGAGGGCGAGAUCGCUCUGACUAGUCCGGUCAAGGACCAACAUAACAGUAUUCAGGUUCUGCAGCGGACGGAUGUCACGGUGACGAGCACGCCGAGCCCCUCGUCGGAGACGGCGCUGGCGGACAGCCUGGGGAAAUGGAAGCAUUCACAGGCGUGA
Molecule: messenger RNA, 1191 nt
Organism: Aspergillus fijiensis CBS 313.89
Lineage: Eukaryota; Fungi; Ascomycota; Eurotiomycetes; Eurotiales; Aspergillaceae
Exons: 5
Coding region: 1-1191 (396 amino acids)
Source: RefSeq, a predicted model, not a curated record